Molecule: messenger RNA, 1833 nt
Organism: Penicillium coprophilum
Lineage: Eukaryota; Fungi; Ascomycota; Eurotiomycetes; Eurotiales; Aspergillaceae
Exons: 2
Coding region: 1-1833 (610 amino acids)
Source: RefSeq, a predicted model, not a curated record
AUGGCCAGUAAGGGCCCCCGGCCUGCUUGCGUCGAGGAUUACGACGAAGAACAACACGCUAUUCUACCCGACACUAGGCUUUCUGCCAGAAUUGCUGCCAAUACAGCUGCCAAAAUAUCCUCGAGGUUGGGAAGAUUCCAGGAGCCGCUGAUCGACGCCGCCAGUGACUCAGGUUAUUCUAGUCGCACCGCCGCUACGGUUAAUAGCACCCAAUCUGGGCCGUCGGGCGGAAAAAGUCCACCGAUCCCUCAUAAGCUGGACACCCCCAAACGUACCGACCUUGCCAGGAAAAGUUCAACCAGAGAACGCAAGGAAAAGGAACGAUCACGACCCCCGCGCGAAGAGGAGAUGGUUGGUGCCUAUGCGGGCGCUGCCCAUCAUGCUCACGUGCCCCGGUCGUCGUCCAAGUCUCAUCGACGAGAAUCCUUUGCCCGCCAAUAUCACGAUAAUUACCACGAAUACGCCAUUCCUCAGUACCAUCAAUCAGCUCCGAUGGAGCAUCGACAGAGCGAAUAUGCCUAUUACCACCCCCAGCGUCCACCCGUCCCAGAUUACUCACCCUCCCCGCACACUGCCCGAUAUCCGGCCGACGUAAUUGAGAACAUCCAUGUCAAUAACCCUGGUCGACCCAGCCGUUCCGCUUCGUACCACACCUAUCACCCAAACGGACGACCUAUGAGCUUCCAAGGUGUACCACAUGGGAUGGGUUCAGGAAUGGCACCUUCUGUGUACUCCCAGCACGCAUACGAACAUGGCCCUCCACCAGCCAACUCAGCAUACAUGCACCAGUACUCAUCAUCUCCAUAUGGACAGGCUGCCUACUAUCCCCCACCAGCCUCGGAGUACCCAUCAUCGGAGUAUACACGAGAGCGGUCCGAGUCCCGGGAGCCACGGCCUCGGUCCUCAUCUAUCUAUGCCCCUCCUCCCCCACCCAUGGAUGCCGGGCAGUAUGAUUGGCCCAAGCCUAGGGCUGCCCCGCAGAUUCACCAGGCGAAGCGACCAGAGCGACCAGAUCUACCACGGAAGAUGCAUACCUCUGCCGGUCUUGUUCCUUCUCGUCGCCCAUCCAGAGGUAUGGAGAGAGAACGAGGAAUGGACAGGGACAGAGGCAUGGUCCGAGAUAUAGACCGCAUGGACAUGCCGGAACUUGCGUCUGCCUUGCCGGCAAUUCAGGAUCGUGGCCAUCGUCGAAUUUCAAGGGAAGCCCCGUUCCCAGAGAGAACCCAUAGCCUACGAGAUAACCGACGGUCAACACCCUACCACGAUGAUCUACGGAAUGCUCAGGUAGCCGUGGCGAGCUCUCGGCAGCGUAAGUCACCCGAAUACCACUACGAUGACCGAUCCAGCGUCGGUGGCGACCUCGAGGACCGUGAACGUGAAGCCGAGAAUUACCAGGCAGUCCGGUCUGGCCGAACCUCAACAGCUGCACUACCUCUUUCCGCAGAGACCUUGCUGCCCAAAGCGUCUCAAGGCAAUGGAAGCGAGAGCGGCAGCCAGAAGAGUCGUAGCAGCCGCGGCAGUGCCACUGCCUCACGGAAGGAAGAUGAUAAGAACAUGACCCUCAUGUUGAACGGAUUCCAAAUUGGAUUUACAUCUGAAUCAGUUGCAGGCAAAUCUAUUAACAUUCGCGCUGGGGAGACCGGGGCUGUUCGAUUGAACAUCGGCGGCCCGCGGCCAUCCAAGCAGCAUGUGAACAGUGCCAGCUCCGAUCAUACGGGCGGCUCCAGCCGUCGGGCACUUGAGGAUGUGGCGCGGCGCCCCCGGGAGGACAAGCGGUCAGAACGAUCCAAUCGUCGUGACAGUCAGUCAGCCUAUGGGCCACGCUACCACUAA